AAGGAGAAACCAUUAGGUGUGGUCAGCUUUUGACCACUAUUGUGAAUCCCCGAAAGGUACCACCGUUUCUUUCCAAAUACACAGCUAGCCUUCGUUGUGCUUCGACUGAGACUUUCAGCUCAAGGAGAGCUGUAGGAGAGGAGACAUUAUGAGGCGGGAAGAGGAAGAAGAGGAGAGAACCAUGCUGAAGGCAAAGGAGGACUUACAGGUGAAAGAGGAGGAGGAGACCCCUGAGAGAGGAGAAGUGGUUGGCCCUUCCGCGAGCGCCGUGCCCACCCCAGUGCCCCACAACAAGGGGAUCCGGUUUUCUGAAGCAUGGGAGUAUUUCCACCUGGCCCCUGCUCGAGCUGGGCACCACCCCAACCAAUAUGCCACUUGCCGACUGUGUGGCAGGCAGGUGAGCCGUGGCCCGGGGGUUAACGUGGGCACCACGGCCCUUUGGAAGCACCUGAAAAGCAUGCACAGACUGGAGCUGGAGAAGAGUAGCCAGUGUCAGGCAGGGCAGCGCCGGGACCCAAGGACCCAAGGGCCCCAGCUCCCCAUGGGCAUCGAGGGCGACUGGGCCAGGCUCCUGGAGCAGGUGGGCACCCUGGCUUUAUGGGCCAGCCAAAGAGAAAAGGACCUUCUUAGGAGGGAGAGGGCAGUGGAAUGGCGGGAGCGGACUGUGGAGAGGAGAGAGCGAGCCGUGGAGGAGGUGGAGAGGGCCAUCCUGCACAUGAAGUGGAGGGUGAGGGCCGAGAGGGAGGCCUGCCAGAGGGAGACAGACCAGCUUGCUGCGGCUCACCCCUUCCCUUUUGUUUAGGGAAGAAAUCUUCUUUGAAAACACUGACUUUAGACUUGUAGCCAAGAGUCAUUUUAGUUCCAGCUUAAACCUAGAGCAAAGUAAUUUAGUGGGAUUAUUUUUAAGAGCCGAGUGCAUACGAUGGAUUCAUCUUAGCAGGUCUGAAUUAACCAAUGGUUAUCCACAGGGUUCCUAGUGCUGUACUGAUCAAAACUUUAAGAUACCUUACUGAAUACAGAGGUUGUUUCGCCCGCCUGGGUCUACAAGUUGUUUUGGGGUGGCAGGUACCAGCCUGUCAGCACUGAUGAGUGAAAAUAAUGGGAUUUAUACCUUGCACUUGGUUUUGAUAAAGCUGAAGGUUUUGACAGUUGAGGCUGGUCGAGUAGC
This is a messenger RNA of Molossus molossus (Pallas's mastiff bat), 1168 nucleotides long. It is a transcript of the gene ZBED2, whose product is annotated as zinc finger BED-type containing 2. Gene Ontology annotation, molecular function: DNA binding. Bases 149 to 802 code for a protein of 217 amino acids. The transcript has a single exon. The record is from RefSeq and is a predicted model, not a curated record. NCBI's taxonomy places the organism in Eukaryota, Metazoa, Chordata, Mammalia, Chiroptera, Molossidae.